GUGCGCCUGCGGGCGGCGUGCGAUCCAGAGUGCUCCAACGGAGAGGGCGCGAUGGCCCCAGUCAUGCAGCCCGCCGAGAUCCAGUUCGCGCAGCGGCUGGCGUCCAGCGAGAAGGGCGUCCGCGACCGGGCGGUGAGGAAACUGCGCCAGUACUUGAGCGUGAAGACGCAAAGGGAGACAGGAGGUUUCAGUCAAGAAGAAUUUCUAAAAAUAUGGAAAGGACUCUUCUACUGCAUGUGGGUGCAAGAUGAACCCUGCCUACAGGAGGAGCUGGCAAACAUGAUUUCUCAACUCAUCCACAUUGUUAACAACUCAGAAGCUCAGCACCUGUUCGUUCAGACCUUUUGGCAGACGAUGAAUCGAGAAUGGAAGGAGAUAGACAAGCCAUGCCUGGACAGAUACUAUAUGCUGAUCCGCCUGGUCCUGAGGCAGUCCUUUGAAGUUCUGAAGCAGAGCAACUGGCAAGAAAGCCAAAUCCAGCUUUUCCUAGAUGUCCUGGUGAAAGGGCUCCUGUGUCCUGAGAGUCAGUCCCCUGAUGAUGUGAGGUUCCACUUCAUUGACAUUUACCUGGACGAACUGUCCAGGGUCGGAGGGCGAGAGCUGUUGGCUGAUCAGAACCUCAAGUUCAUUGACCCAUUCUGCAGGACUGCGGCCAAGACUAAGGACCACAUCUUGUUGCAGAGGAUAGCUAGUGGUGUCUUUGAAGUCAUCAUAAAUCAGUCUUCCUUAGUACCUGAAGAGACAGUAGAGGAAGAGAAAAUAAAUGGGGUUGAUGGUGACCUUUGUGGAGAAGAGAUUGCUGGAAAUGAGACACCAUGCAAAAAAGCAGUGAGGAACAAGGCAGCACUGGGCAAGUGCCACUCAAGGAGAGAUGGAAUCAGUGGUGACAGAGAAAGAGAUGACUGUGGAGCUCUCAAGGACAUGGGGCGGCUUCUUCAGUUUGACUAUAAAGCCAUUGCUGACCGACUCCUAGAAGUAACCAGCAGGAAAAACAUCUCUCCCAUCAACCGGAAACACCUUUGCAAGCUAAUCAAGAGGUUCCAGGACCUCUCUGAAGCUUCUUCCUCUCGAGUGGAGGAUGGAAAGGAUGCAAUUCAUGCACAGAACUCAGGGAAGACCCAGAUCCCAGCCAUAGGCAGAGUUGAGAGUGUUGCUCUGGUCCUCUCAGAUGGUGCAUCUGCACUUGGUUUCCCUGAAGAGUUUUCUGGAGAUGAAAAUGACCGUGCCCUCAGCCAAGGAAGAAAGAAGAAAAAGAGAAGUAAAUCUAUCAAGCCAGCCGAGCUGGAAAUGGAGGGGGGAAACAAAGCCAGUCUUGCUGAGGAUAAGGACAGUGAAGACAGCCUUCAGAGGAGAAAGAGGAAAAAGAGGAAGAAGAAUCAUGUCCAGCCCGAGAUCUGCAACUCCAGCAACGUAUUCACCUCCCUACAACAGAGCAAGAAUGGUGAGGCCUGGGCUGCAGAGGCUGCCCCCAGCCCUGGAGACAGGGGCAGCUUGGAGCGGCCCUGUACUGCUGCUGGGCACAGCAAAAGGAAACGGCAGAGGAAGAGGAGCCUGAGGGCACAGGGGGAAAUGUGGGAACCCACAGUGUUGCUCUCUGAGGACAGUGGGAUUCCUCCAGUCCCUGCCACCCAAGCUUCCCCAGCCAAGGGAGCCCAUGCUGCCAAAAGAAAGCGAAAACUCGGGGCUGUCCCCAUCAAUGGCAGUGGACUGGCCACACUGGCUUGGCCUCAAGCACAAAAGGAAGGAAACGAUGGCCAGGCCACCCUACCCCAGUGCAGGGGGCCUCAGCACAAGACGGCGGAGUCAGGAAACCACGACCUCUGUCCUGUGUCCAACCAGAAAAUGGCAGUCUCGAAGAAGAGGAAGAAAAUGAAGGAGGUGUCGAACUUGGUGGAGCGCAAUGGUGUCCUGAGGUCCCGGGUCAGGCAGUUCCAGGCUAUGGGAAGCAGCGGAACUCUCACUUCUUUGAAGAAACCGCUGAGGACUGAGAAUGACUUUGUGAAGUUCAGCACCCCCAUCUUACCAAAACCCCUGUUCUUUAGAAAAUCAAAGAGCAUCUCUGCUGCCUGCUCUCCAGGUGCUGUCAUCCAGCCAAACAAAACCCCACCCAGCUCCAAGAAAGUCACCUUUGGGCUGAACAGGAACAUGACAGCAGAGUUUAAGAAGACAGACAAGAGUAUCCUGGUCAGCCCCACAGGCCCCUCCCGCGUGGCCUUCAACCCUGAGCAGAGACCCCUCCAUGGAGUGCUGAAGACGCCUGCCAGCUCACCUGCCAGUGCAACGCUGGGGGCCAGGACACCACUGGUCACCACUCCAAUGAGAAGGCCGAAAGCCAUGGACUUCUUCUGAACACACAGAGCCUCCUUUUACAGACUGCUUUUGUACAGAGUAUUCUAUAAAUUAUAACUUUCAAAACAUGGCGUUUUAUUUUAUAAGCCCCCCAUGGAUGAAGUGCUCGAGGUGCUAAGCAGGGGUGGCCCAGCCACCAUGUCCUGUGCCUCCUGCAGGUCAGGGCCUCUGCUGUUCCUGUGCUGCACAUACUCGGGCUUCUGCGACUGUCACCUUGGGCACCUCAGCCAUAGCCACUAGGGAGAAAAAGAGGCCAUGCAUAAGGCCUGGGACAUGAGGGCUUGAGAGGGCUGGUGUGCCAGAGAUCUUGAGGGCUCUUGAGAGCAUACGGGCCUGGUUCCCUGGCCUGGGGCUCUCUGGGAAGCUAUCUGAUGGGACGCAGCACUGAGCAGCAGCUCCGUAGCUUUUCUGCCUGUCAUUGGUGGGCAGCUCUAUCCUCAAGGCUUUUCCUCACUUGCCAGUCUCUGUCCUCCAACCUCAGCAGAGUCCAUGGUGUUUUCUGAGGGUAACAUCUCCCUCUCUCCCCUGGGGCCUCCUGCCCUUGUCCUCUGCGGAGGCCUGCGUGACUGGUACCUCACAUGUACUUACCUCUCAGACCCAUGUGACUUGGUUCCCGGUGUGGUCAGCACAUCUGAUCCCAAGCUUCUGCUAGGCAGGAAUGGGUGCCUCUUAUCCAAGCAUAGCACUUGCACUUAGCACUUAGGUUUUCAUACUGCUCUUUUCAUCUGCCUGGUCAGGGUGGAAGGUGCCCAGGCUUUGGGUAGGGAAACUGAAAUUUGACUUUAAUUGCCUAUCUUUGCAAAAGUCACUGAUUUUAUUCAAAGAAAUAAUGUUGAGCUCAGGAGAUGGACAAGGAAUGGAUUCAGGACCAAGAGACCACAUGGGCAUAGUCACUGAGACCCACCUCUUCCAUGGUUUUUCUUUGAGACCAGAGCCUUGCAGUGUAAUUCACGCUGGCCUAGAACUCCCAGCAAUUGUGUCUUAGCUUCCCAGUUCUGGGAUGACAGGUGUGUACCCCACACCCAGCUUUUCCUCCAUGGCUUACACAC
Octodon degus (degu) is the source of this 3398-nucleotide messenger RNA. It is a transcript of the gene Rrp1b, whose product is annotated as ribosomal RNA processing 1B. Lineage: Eukaryota; Metazoa; Chordata; Mammalia; Rodentia; Octodontidae. Bases 52 to 2349 code for a protein of 765 amino acids. Gene Ontology annotation, cellular component: preribosome, large subunit precursor; preribosome, small subunit precursor; nucleus. The transcript is spliced from 16 exons. The record is from RefSeq and is a predicted model, not a curated record. Gene Ontology annotation, biological process: rRNA processing.